UGGGUUCCUCUCUAUCGGCGGGAGCUCAGUGACAUCACAAGCUCGCACUACUUCCACUCACAGUCGUCCGGGCAGAGCAUGGACCCGUACACCGCCGCUGCUCCGCCGACCGACGAGUGGGAAAUGGAAAUCGAUGCCAUAGAGUCGCCGCCACCGCCUCCGCUGCUGAAGGAGCCUCCAAAAAUCCGCCGCCUUGACGAGUCCGUGGUGAACCGAAUCGCCGCCGGAGAGGUCAUCCAACGACCGGUUUCGGCAAUUAAGGAGCUCGUUGAGAACAGCCUCGAUGCUAACUCUACUUCCAUCAAUGUCGUCGUUAAGGAUGGCGGUCUAAAGCUCAUUCAAGUUUCCGAUGACGGCCACGGCAUCAGAUAUGAGGACUUGCCCAUUCUGUGCGAGAGGCACACGACAUCCAAGUUGUCCACGUUUGAGGAUUUGCAGUCCAUAAAGUCGAUGGGAUUUAGAGGAGAGGCACUUGCUAGCAUGACAUACGUUGCUCAUGUUACCGUCACCACCAUCACCAAAGGGCAGCUUCACGGUUACAGGGUGUCGUACAGAGAUGGCAUCAUGGAGAACGAACCAAAGGCAUGCGCUGCUGUUAAAGGAACUCAGAUAAUGGUUGAGAAUCUAUUCUACAACAUGGCUGCUCGGAGAAAGACCCUGCAGAACUCUGCUGAUGAUUAUACAAAGAUAGUGGACCUGUUGAGUAGGUUUUCCAUUCAUCACACUAACUUGAGCUUUUCCUGCAGAAAGCAUGGAGCUGCUAGAGCAGAUGUUCACACGGUUGCCACGUCGUCUAGCCUUGAUGCCAUCAGGUCUGUCUAUGGUGUCUCAGUUGCUCGCAAUCUAAUGAAAGUGGAAGCUUCAGAUGAUGAUCCUUCAAGCUCUAUCUUUGAGAUGAAUGGUUUCAUCUCUAAUGCAAGUUACAGUGCAAAGAAGAUAACAAUGGUACUUUAUAUUAAUGAUAGAUUGGUUGAAUGCAGUGCUUUGAAAAGAGCGAUAGAAGUCGUUUAUGCAGCGACAUUGCCCAAAGCAUCAAAACCGUUCAUAUACAUGACUAUUAUGUUGCCACCAGAGCAUGUUGAUGUGAAUGUCCAUCCAACAAAAAGAGAGGUUAGCCUCUUGAAUCAGGAAAUUAUAGUAGGGAAGAUACAGUCUGCAGUUGAAUCAAAGUUAAGGAAAUCAAAUGAAACAAGGACAUUUCAGGAACAGACAAUGGAGCUGUUAUCAUCUUCUCCUUUGGUCACAAGGAAGGAUAGUCAUUCUAGUCCUUCACUACCUGUGUCAACAGGAUCGAGAUCUCAAAAAGUACCGGUGCAGAAAAUGGUGAGAACAGAUUCAUCAGAUCCUGCUGGAAGGUUGCACUCCUACUUGGAUGCUAAGCCUCUUGGUGAGCAGGAAAGCAGGAACAGCUUGACUGCUGUGAGCAGAUCUUCUGUUCGCCAAAGAAGGAACAACCCGACAGAAGCUGCUGAUCUCACGAGCAUCCAGCUGCUUAUUCGAGAGAUUGAUUCCAAUAGUCACUGUGGACUGCUGGACAUUGUAAGAGAUUGCACCUAUGUUGGGAUGGCGGAUGAUGUUUAUGCUCUACUCCAGCAUAAUACUCGUCUAUAUCUUGCAAAUGUUGUGAAUUUAAGUAAGGAGCUGAUGUAUCAGCAAGUUUUGCGUCGUUUUGCUCAUUUCAAUGGAAUACAGCUAAGUGAUCCAACUCCCUUGCAAGAGUUGAUAAUUUUGGCUCUGAGAGAGGAAGAUUUGGACCCCGACUCAAAUGAGAAUGAUGAUUUAAAGAAGAAGAUUGCAGAAAUGAAUACAGAUCUCCUCAAGCAAAAGGCUGAAAUGCUUGAUGAAUGUUUUUGCAUACAUAUAGACCAAGAUGGAAAUUUGGGCAGGCUUCCUGUCAUUCUUGAUCAGUACACUCCAGACAUGGAUCGAGUCCCUGAGUUUGUCCUUUGUUUGGGGAAUGAUGUCGACUGGGAGGAAGAAAAGAGUUGCUUUCAAGCAGUUUCAGCUGCUCUGGGAAAUUUCUAUGCUAUGCAUCCUCCUCUCUUGCCCAACCCGUCUGGCGAUGGUCUGCAAUUUUACCAGAAGAGUAAACCUGCCGGAAAUCCCAGUGAUAGGGAGAGUGAGCACAACAGUAUAACCCAUGGCUUUUCAUUUAAAAGCAUGAAUUUUGAGGGGAAUGAUAAGGAAAUGGGAGAUGACAUUGAUGAAGAACUGCUCUCUGAGGCAAAGUCAGCAUGGGCCCAGCGGGAAUGGUCGAUUCAACACGUCUUGUUUCCUGCCAUGAGACUCUUUCUGAAGCCACCUGCUUCAAUGGCGACAAAUGGGACUUUUGUCCAGGUGGCUUCGUUGGAGAAGCUUUACAAGAUAUUUGAGAGGUGCUAAUCAGAACAAUGGCGGCAUCUGCGUGUAUUAUAUAUACUAAGACUAAUUGGUACCUAAUUUCUUGGAGCCUCUUUCGGUCCUUGUAUAACAGAAAAAGACACGGGAGAGAACAUCCUGGUCCUGGUUCAGUCACCUUUAGCCAGGUCUUGGAUGUGUAGCGUUAGAUUUUGGUUCAGUUGGCCUGUUGUCGGGGAGGUUGAACGCUUUUCUUAAAGAUAGCAAAUGUUGCAUAUCUGAAAUUUUUGUAAAUCCUUCCCUCAAAUAUGAGGUUACCUCUUAACAAUUGAUGUGCUGUCGUAGUUUGAAUUUUUGCUCUUAAAUUACUUUA
Punica granatum (pomegranate) is the source of this 2710-nucleotide messenger RNA. NCBI's taxonomy places the organism in Eukaryota, Viridiplantae, Streptophyta, Magnoliopsida, Myrtales, Lythraceae. The record is from RefSeq and is a predicted model, not a curated record.